UCCAAGGCGUGUUAUAGAGCAGCUAUCCUAUGAUGUAUAUUGUCGUGUGUUGAAUUGGAUUUAAUCCCAGUCCCAGUACAAGGGCCUGAAGUCAACACCCACGUUGAGUUUAAUGUAACAAUGGAGAGAAGUGGAAGGUCCUCAACCAACAGUAACAAUGGAGAGAAGUGGAAGGUCCUCAACCAACAGUAACAAUGGAGAGAAGUGGAAGGUCCUCAACCAACAGUAACAAUGGAGAGAAGUGGAAGGUCCUCAACCAACAGUAACAAUGAAGAGAAGUGGAAGGUCCUCAACCAACAGUAACAAUGAAGAGAAGUGGAAGGUCCUCAACCAACAGUAACAAUGGAGAGAAGUGGAAGGUCCUCAACCAACAGUAACAAUGGAGAGAAGUGGAAGGUCCUCAACCAACAGUAACAAUGAAGAGAAGUGGAAGGUCCUCAACCAACAGUAACAAUGGAGAGAAGUGGAAGGUCCUCAACCAACAGUAACAAUGGAGAGAAGUGGAAGGUCCUCAACCAACAGUAACAAUGAAGAGAAGUGGAAGGUCCUCAACCAACAGUAACAAUGGAGAGAAGUGGAAGAUGAUGACCAGCUCUGUCUUUAAAGGAGAGGACCAGACAUCUCCCACAUGGUUCCAUCCUAGAGCUACAAGACCCUAGAAUGAUGACCAGCUCUCUCUUUAAAGGAGAGGACCAGACAUUCCCCACAUGGUUCCAUCCUAGAGCUACAAGACCCUGAGACAUCAUUAACAGAACAAGUUUCUCUGCCCAGAUUGAGACGAGGGGUAAUGUUCCCCUACUCAGAUGUUAUUUCAUCAACCAUUGCUAUAACAUGAUGUGGUUAGUUGAAACUUAAAAUACAUAUCCAGGCGUUGUGAGAUCAGGCGUCAGCAACUUCUGAGCAGAGGAACGCGCCUUACAUCAACUCAAAAUAGAGGGAGGAGAUUCACUGCAUAGCGUUAACCUGAAUCAUCUCAAAAUGACUGCUAUCGUGAGACUCCACCGACUAACGAAGGAUCAACUGUCUCUCGCUGCUCAGAAGAACAAUAACAAACCAGGCAGAAAACCAACGAAGAAGAAAAACUCCACCACCAGAGGAAGGAACCAAUCCACAGGAAAAGGAAACAACACUGCUGACAGUGAAAGUGUUUCUAGCCAGGUAUCAUCGGCCCCUAAGUGGUGGGGUCGCCCCAAGGGAAGCAAAAACAAACCCAAGAUAAGUCUACAACUCUCCAGCGCCAUCUUGAGGCCCGACGAGGUAAAACAAGAGGUGAAACAAGAGAUGGACGAGCUGCCUAUCGGGACAAGAAGUGAUGAACACUGGUUGAACUCUGUGAAGACAGAGAGCUACGACCCAGAGAUGGGUAACACCAGGGGACCUACAGAGAGCGACCCCAGGACAGAUGCACAUCACCUGGGUAUCAAGACGGAGGAUGCCCCCCUGUACCACCAGGAUGGAGGGAGGCGGCUGCGGUCGGCUACCGUUCAGCUGUUCAAUCUGGCUGCGUUGCGGUCUGAGCCGGAAUGGUGGCCUCGCAACCAGAAGGUCCGCCGGUUCCCGUGUCCAGACUGCGGCCAGAAGUUCUUCUCCAAAACCACGCUGGACUUACACUCCCGGAUCCACACCCAGUACCAGCCGUACUCCUGUGAGGUGUGCCAUAAAACCUUCUCCCGGAAAGGCGGUCUGGUCGAGCACCGACCAAUCCAUGAGGUGGAGCGCCCCUUCGCCUGCCUCCAAUGCGGCAGAACCUUCAAGUUCAAAUCCAACCUGACCCGCCACAUGCGGUUCCACAGCGACGCGCGGCCCUACGUCUGCUCCCAGUGCGGCCAAGGCUUCAAGAUCUCCGCCCAACUCAAGAGCCACAUGAUUUCCCACAGCGGGUAUAAACCGUACGUGUGCCCGGAGUGCGGCCAGAGUUUUGUCCGUUACAUGAGUCUCAAGUAUCAUCGGCUGAGCCACACCGGCGAGCGCCCGCUGUCCUGCCCAGAGUGUCCCAUGACCUUUGCCCGGCCGCACACCCUUAUGAUCCACCGGCGACAACACACCGGGGAGACGCCGUUCUCUUGCCAGGACUGUGGGAAGAGGUUCAAACAGGGAUGCCAACUGAAAGACCACGUCAGAAGGAAACACACAGGGGAGAAACCAUACAAAUGCUCUGAGUGUGACAAGUGCUUCGUCACUUCGGCGUCUCGUAAAGUGCACAUGGUUGUCCACACAGGAGAGAAGCCGUACAAAUGCACAGAGUGCUGUAGGAGCUACAGUCAGAGUGGGGGCCUGAAGAGGCACAGGUGUGAGCAGCAAACCAGGUGAGCGGAACCUUGGGGUUACGCACCAAAUGACACCCUAUUCUCUAACUAGUGCACUAGGGACCAUAGGGCUCUGGUCAAAAGUAGUGCACUAUAUAGGGAAUAGAGCUCUGGCCAAAAGUAGUGCACUAUAUAGGGAAUAGGGCUCUGGUCUAAAGUAGUGCACUAUAUAGGGAAUAGGGCUCUGGUCUAAAGUAGUGCACUAUAUAGGGAGCCAUUUGAGACGUAGACCCAGUGUUCUGAGUGUAGGAACUGGAGAGUGGAUCCUUAAAGCAGUACAAAUCAAAAUCAAAUGUAUUUAUAAAGCCCUUCUUACAUCAGCUGAUAUCUCAACAUGCUGUACACAAACCCAGCCUAAAACCCCAAACAGCAAGCAAUGCAGGUGUAGAAGCACGGUGGCUAGGAAAAACUCCCUAGAAAGGCCAAAACCUAGGAAGGAACCUAGAGAGGAACCAGGCUAUGUGGGGUGGCCAGUCCUCUUCUGGCUGUGCCAGGUGGAGAUUAUAACAGAAUAUGGCCAAGAUGUUCAUAAAUGACCAGUAGGGUCAAAUAAUAAUAAUCACAGUGGUUGUAGAGGGUGCAACAGGUCAGCACCUCAGGAGUAAAUGUCAGUUGGCUUUUCAUAGCCGAUCAUUAAGAGUAUCUCUACCACUCCUGCUGUCUCUAGAGAGUUGAAAACAGCAGGUCUGGGACAGGUAGCACGUCCGGUGAACAGGUCAGGGUUCCAUAGCCGCAGGCAGAACAGGUGGAUAAGAGCGUCUGCUAAAUGACUUAAAUGUAAUGUAAAUGUGUAAGCAGCCACGUAGGUGACAGAAGCCAGGUGAGAGGAUUCUCAGGUGUCCUGAGUUGGGAAACUGGCCUUUGUUUAUGCAGGAUUUAAAGGAGCAAUCUGGGAUUGGUACAUACAUAUAUAUUUUUUAAACUUUGAUUCUUGAAGAAUAUAACUUAGAAAUAAAUGCCUCUUGAAUUUAGUUAAAUUGUCUGACCCCAUCAGAACUCUAAAUAUAUGAUUACAUCACCAGGGAAAACAAUAGGCUGUUCCAUUGACUGUUCUAUCAGUUAUUGAACCCUCAAUAGGCUGUUCCAUUGACUGUUCUAUCAGUUAUUGAACCCUCUAUAGGCUGUUCCAUUGACUGUUCUAUCAGUUAUUGAACCCUCUAUAGGCUGUUCCAUUGACUGUUCUAUCAGUUAUUGAACCCUCAAUAGGCUGUUCCAUUGACUGUUCUAUCAGUUAUUGAACCCUCUAUAGGCUGUUCCAUUGACUGUUCUAUCAGUUAUUGAACCCUCAAUAGGCUGUUCCAUUGACUGUUCUAUCAGUUAUUGAACCCUCUAUAGGCUGUUCCAUUGACUGUUCUAUCAGUUAUUGAACCCUCAAUGGGCUGUUCCAUUGACUGUUCUAUCAGUUAUUGAACCCUCAAUAGGCUGUUCCAUUGACUGUUCUAUCAGUUAUUGAACCCUCAAUAGGCUGUUCCAUUGACUGUUCUAUCAGUUAUUGAACCCUCUAUAGGCUGUUCCAUUGACUGUUCUAUCAGUUAUUGAACCCUCAAUAGGCUGUUCCAUUGACUGUUCUAUCAGUUAUUGAACCCUCAAUAGGCUGUUCCAUUGACUGUUCUAUCAGUUAUUGAACCCUCAAUAGGCUGUUCCAUUGACUGUUCUAUCAGUUAUUGAACCCUCAAUAGGCUGUUCCAUUGACUGUUCUAUCAGUUAUUGAACCCUCUAUAGGCUGUUCCAUUGACUGUUCUAUCAGUUAUUGAACCCUCAAUAGGCUGUUCCAUUGACUGUUCUAUCAGUUAUUGAACCCUCAAUAGGCUGUUCCAUUGACUGUUCUAUCAGUUAUUGAACCCUCAAUAGGCUGUUCCAUUGACUGUUCUAUCAGUUAUUGAACC
Molecule: messenger RNA, 4192 nt
Organism: Oncorhynchus keta (chum salmon)
Lineage: Eukaryota; Metazoa; Chordata; Actinopteri; Salmoniformes; Salmonidae
Product: zinc finger protein 501-like
Exons: 5
Coding region: 979-2310 (443 amino acids)
Cellular component (GO): nucleus
Source: RefSeq, a predicted model, not a curated record